AUGCAGGGUUUAUUCCUCCAAGGCCUUUUGGCCUCACUAGCCUCUGCUAGUAUCACCCAUCAGAACCCAGCCGUGGAUGGUCCUGAUGUUUUGUCGCGAUGGCUUGAUAUGCGAUCACCCGAGAAUGACACAACCAGCAACCUCACCAGCCGAAAUUACGUGUCGGCAUCACCUGCGCAGCUCUUUGGAAAGCGUGCUGAUGAGCCUCCGGGUGAGGGUGCGCUGCUGUGCCCCAACGGCGAGUGUGCUGACAAGAGUUGCUGUUCGGCCAAAGGUGUCUGCGGCUAUGGUAAAGGCUUCUGUGAUGAAGGCUGCCAGAGCAACUGUGAUGCCACGGCUAUGUGCGGUGAGCUGUCUGAAGGAGGUGACAUCCCAUGUGGCCUCAAUCUUUGUUGCAGUUCCGGUGGCUGGUGCGGUACUACAGAGGUUCACUGUGUUGGUCCCAAUAAGUGGUCACUCUGCCAGCAAGGUUAUGGUAGUUGCGAGAUGAUCAAACCCAAGACAUGUGGCGAGGGUUCUGGUACUGCCGACAAGCGUAUGAUCGGCUACUACCAGGCCAACAAUAUGCGUAACCGCGCUUGCAACAAGAUUUACCCCAAGGACAUCAAGACCGAUAGCUACACUCAUCUCUAUUGGGCCUUUGCCACCAUCGACCCCAACUCUUACGCUGUCAAGCUUGCCGAGGCCGAGGAUGAGGACAACGUCCGCGACUUCACUGCUCUCAAGGGUCAAGGUAGAAACCUUCAGACCUGGGUGGCUGUUGGUGGUUACGACUUCAGUGAUGAAGAUAAGCCAACCCACAAGACUUGGGCUGACCUUUGCGCCGAUGCUGGAAAGCGAGCCGACUUUAUUAAGUCAGCCGCUGCAUUCAUGGACAAGUACGGCUUCCAGGGUAUUGACCUUGACUGGGAGUACCCUGGUGAGCCGAAACGUGGAGGUAGUCGUGCCGAUAUUGCCAACUUUGUCUCCUUGCUCAGGGACAUGAAGAAAGCAUGGGGUGACAAGUAUGGCAUCAGUUUGACUUUGGCGCCUGAUUACUGGUACCUGCGAUAUUUCGAUGUCGCAGGCCUGGCCCCAUAUGUGGACCAUUUCGGAUUCAUGGCUUAUGACCUGCACGGUUUCUGGGAUGCUGACGUCAAGACCUUGGAUCCCAUCGUCCGAGGCCAGGCUGAUAUCCGCGAGAUCAUGAACAACACUAUCCCACUGGCCUAUGCUGGUGUCGACUUCAACAAGAUCAACUUUGGUGUUGCGUGGUAUGGUCGUGGAUAUACCUUGACCGAUCCCAAGUGCCAGACCCUCGGUUGUCCCUUCUCCGGCCCCAGUAGCCCAGCUAAGUGCACAAACAGUGCGGGUGUUAUGUCUCUAUUGGAAAUCCAAGACAAGGCAAAGAACGGAGGCAAGACCCGUCUUCUUAAAGAUUCGGCCAUGAAAGAGCUUGUCUACGAGGACCAGUGGGUUGGCUACGACGACGAGGAGACGAUUGAGCUGAAACGAAAGUUUGCCAACAACCUUUGUUUUGGUGGUCUAAUGGCCUGGAGCGUUGAUUUUGAGCCUGGUACCGGACAGAACAGUGACAUGGAGCCUGAAAAGUCCACAGACGGUUCGUGCGGACCUAAGCACAGGGGUACCAUUUGUGAGGGCACCAGCUAUGGCGACUGUUGCUCCGAGUACAGCUCUUGCGGAUCCUCAUCGUUGCACUGCGGCACAGGAUGUGUCAGUGGCAAGUGUACCAAAAAUGGAAAGUCAACCAAUGGCCGAUGCGGUGUCGGCUUCCUCGGAGCUACUUGCAAGGGAACUUCUUAUGGCGACUGCUGUUCGCGCGAAGGCUGGUGUGGUAGUUCCGACGGCCACUGUGGCGAUGGAUGCCAAAGCGGUUGCGACAAGGACGAUGACAGCGAAGACGAGGAGGAGGAUAACGAUGACAAUCCUAAGAUCCCUGCCUUGGCUCAAAAGGGUACGACGGCGGGAUCUUCCGGUGAUCAAGGUAGCGACUGGCCUCAAGAGCUGAAGGACGACAUUUGCAAGUACAAAUACGACUACGAGGAUGAAGGCGAGGUGUUCAAGGCAUGGUUCCAGAGUGGCGCACUCAACUGGUUCACAGCGUGGCUGAAGAAGAAUGGUGCCAAGAACUGGACGGAUAAGUUCUUCAAGGACGUUAUUGCUGGUGGCAAGCAAGGCAGUUCUACCUUUGACUGCAAGGACCUCGGCUCGACAACGUGUACGGGCCCUGGUGCCACGCCUUGCGACACUUACACGCCGCCCAUGGCCUUUUAUGUUCACGUCCAGAUCGCCAACAUGUUCAGCGCAUUCCACAAGCUAUGGAUGAAGAACAUCAAUUUCAGCAUCAAGCAGUUGUCGAGCGGCAUCAAGGAGAUUGUCAAAGAGUAUGGUGAUCCUCCCAAGGAUGAUCGCAGCAUGCUUCUCAACAUGAUGGUUGGUAUCCUCACCUCGGGUGCCGGUCUCAGCGCUGGAAGUGCAGGUCUUGCGGGCGGUAUCACUUUCUUUUCGGGUGCCGUCGCCUCCAUCGCUGCAAAUGGCGACCUUUUCGGCGACAAGGUGACGGUUGAUGAUCUCAAUGACGACCUUGAGAACGCCUACGGUACUGCCUUUUCUGCCGUGCUCAAUGCUACUACUGGCUACGUCGAGGACGUCAUGUCUGGAAGGAUUCCCGGCAACUGGGAGGUGGACGAGAAUGAAGAAGACAAAUACGCCGAGACCUUUGUUUUGACCCGUUUCAUCAAAGGCGAUUGGUUAUCGGAACCUUUGAUCAGCAAGGCCAUGCAGACUUAUGUUACUGCCACACACAAGAAAUGGAUGGAAUUCGCCAAGACAAGAUGUCUGUUGCCUGGCCACAAGGGCUAUUACUAUUCUUUGAUGUGGAGCGGUUUGAGAACGAAAUCCUCAGACCCAGUCGGCAAAACGCAAAAGUUGACAGAAGAUGUCUGUCGCAACAAACUCCCCGGAUGCAUUUGGCAUGAUAACAACUGUGUUUGCUUCGGAAAGAGUACUCUCAGAUACCCUAGUGCCAAACGACAGUAUGACCCGCUGUCCCGAACUGAUAUCGAAGAGAUGAAGAAGAUUGUCGAUGACUAUGAGGCCGCCCUCAUCAACAACUACGAGUGCGACAAUGGCGAGCCUUCAAUUCCCAGCGCGAAGGAUUUCAACAUCAAGAACCCCAUUCAGUACCCCAAGUGCUUUAUCCCCUUUCACAAGCUCACCAAAGACGAGGCAUUUCACUGUGAUAUUCCGAAGGACCUCUGGUGA
Molecule: messenger RNA, 3264 nt
Organism: Fusarium venenatum
Lineage: Eukaryota; Fungi; Ascomycota; Sordariomycetes; Hypocreales; Nectriaceae
Source: RefSeq, a predicted model, not a curated record